UGUCACCAUCAUCAAGAGUCACCUUAUCUUUCAAAUUACUCAAACCUGAAAUCCCCUUUCUGCUCAAACAUUUACUGGCAGGACUCGGCAGCCAUGAAGCUUCUCAUCCUCGCCUGCCUGCUGGUUGCCGCUGCAGCCAUGCCGAAAUUUGCUUUUAGACAUAUGGAACUCUCUCAAAACCAGCAAGACAGCAGCAGCAGCAGCGAGGAAAUCCUUAAAGAUGAUAAGAUUUCCAAAUUUAUUCAGCCUACAUCAGUGGAAUUUAGAAAGCAGACAGAGCAUCAGAGCGAAAGACAGAAUGAGGAAAUCAAGGAAACGAGCAGCGAGUCUACUGAGCAGAUAAAAUCUACCAGCAGUUCACCAAGCGAGAAGUGCAAUCCAAGGGAAGACAUGGUCUACCAAUUGAACCUGGAGCAGCUUCUUAGACUGAUAAAAUACAACCAACAUCAGCUGGAAGCUGCUCAUGCCCAGGAGAAACUUUACAGAAAAAAUGAACACAACCAAGCCCAAAUGAGAGGCCCUAUGAGAAUGGCAAACCAGGAACAGGCCCAGUUCUUUUAUGAGCUCAAUGCCUACCCGUUCACUGACUGGUACUAUCCCCCGCAAGUGCAGUAUGUACCUUUCCUGCCCUUCUUCAACAACAUGAACCCCAUCAUCCCUGAAAAUAUUCCAAACACUGAUGUCAUGUCAGAGUGGUUGAACUAAAUCAAUUCUCAGGAACUCCCCAGUUAUGGCACUAGAUGUGACUACAGCUUCCUUCUCCGACUUUCUUCUCUGCCUGAUCAUCACGUGAAACAGACCACAGCUUUGGCUAUGAUUUUAGAAUAGCAAGGUGCCUACUGGAGGGCAUAUUUCUUUUUCUUUCAUCUACUAUAUAUUGGAGAUCACAGCAACCUCUCCUCGGGUUCAAAUUUCCUAGACAGUUAUCAUCUGAAUUCUAGUUGUGUCAUAUAGAUACAGAGAGCACCUUGUAAGAGGGUAUUAAAGUCUUUACUAAAUUUCUAUAAUGGAAAUUUUGUUUAGAAGGCUUUGAGUUGCUUUUCCUGUAAGUCCCAUCAUUUCGAAUAAUUGUGUGCUGUGACUGAGGUCUUCUUCUUUCCAAUAAAUUGAA
This is a messenger RNA of Chinchilla lanigera (long-tailed chinchilla), 1111 nucleotides long. It is a transcript of the gene Csn1s1, whose product is annotated as casein alpha s1. The transcript has 18 exons. The record is from RefSeq and is a predicted model, not a curated record. Gene Ontology annotation, biological process: response to 11-deoxycorticosterone; response to progesterone; response to dehydroepiandrosterone. NCBI's taxonomy places the organism in Eukaryota, Metazoa, Chordata, Mammalia, Rodentia, Chinchillidae. Gene Ontology annotation, cellular component: extracellular region. The coding region runs from base 94 to 705 and encodes 203 amino acids.